UGAUUUUUCCGGUGGGCUCGCUCAUCACCGACUAGACUACACAUACAAUAAUAAGGAAGUAAUAAUAAUAAUAAUAAUAAAUUCUGUGGACCUGAUAGAUAGUAGAUCGACAUUCGCUACGAAGCCGAUGGAUGCUACUCUGGAGGAGCCGUGAAUGUGUGCUAUCAACUCGCUGGCUUCAGAAUAGUUCCGGAUUUGGAAGGAUCCAAGGAUUUUGUCCUCCGAUAAACCCUAGGACGCAAUCCAAUGCUAAUGCGUGAAUAGUGAAUACUUACUCCUUGACACUGGAUUUGGACUGAAAUCUCGGACAUAAUUUGCAAAUGGAGAGGUCGGGAACUAAGAGAUACUACUAUUACGACCAGGACUAUGAAUCCGAACCCCGGCAUCAGCCGAGGAGCAAACCCCGCCACAGCUACUACUCCGACGAGGGCGGAAGCGGAGGGCACCAUUAUGCCUCCAGUUACCAUCGCCGACCAUCCUCGGUAGGAUGCGGUGGAGGGGGGACGAAAGUGGGGGAACACCCCUUGACUGUGACAACGGUUUACCGGAUUCUGUGCCAUGAUCUUAAGGUAGGAGGUGUGAUUGGCAAGUGCGGGAGCAUUAUUAAGUCGAUUAGGCACCACACCGGGGCUUGGGUCGGCGUGCACGACCUGGUUCCCGGGGACGAUGAAAGAAUUAUCGAGAUUACCGAUAAACGGAGGCGGGAUCCUGAGGGAAGGAUCCCAACUUUCUCCCCUGCUCAGGAGGCAUUGCGUUUGGUGCACGACAAGAUUUCGGAGAAUUCGGUGGGAGAGUUUGGGGAGGUUGAAACGGGGAGGGGAGGAGGAGGUGGUGGUGGUGGUAACAGAGUGGUAACGAGGCUGGUGGUUUCAAAGAUGCACGUAGGUUGCUUGAUGGGGAAGGGAGGAAAGAUCAUUGAGCAAAUGCGUGGUGAAACUCGGACUCAUAUUAGGAUUUUACCCAGAGAUCACAAUUUGCCAUGUUGUGUUGCUGCAUCGGACGAAGUUGUUCAGGUGGUUGGCAAGUUGAAUGACGUGAAAAAUGCCAUACAAAUUAUAUCUUCACGGUUGAGAGAGAGCCAGCAUCGGGAUAGAAGCUUUUACGGUAAUAAGUUAAAUUCACCCGACCAUUUUGAAGCCAUUGACAAUGAAUUCCACAUGAAGAGUAGAGCAAGGAGAUCAUUAGCGGAAGAACCUGGUUUUAGGUCAAGGUCUUCUUUUGAUAGUCAGAGAAGUAACUAUUUAUCUCGCUCGUCUAGAUAUGUCAUUGAAUCCAAAACUCCUGUUGAUGACCUUGCUCAAUCUUUUUGUGGUGAGGAUAUUGUGUUUCGAAUACUUUGCCCAAUUGAAAAAAUGGAUAGUGUUGUUGGCAACUCCAAGGCGCACGGGCUUGUUGACUUGCUUCAAAGGAAAAUAGGUGUCAAUGUUGACAUAGUUGAGCCAGUUGAAGGAUCUGAUGAACUAGUAAUCAUUAUAUCAUCUGACGAGGGUAUGGAUGAUGAGUUGUUUCCUGCUCAAGAAGCUUUAUUGCAUAUACAGUCCCACAUUGUUGAUCUUGUUCCAGAAAAGGAAAAUAUUAUUACGACUCGGUUGCUUCUGCAAUCUGAUGAAAUUGGAUGCAUAGGAUUGAAUGGUGCUGCGCCUGAUAAUGAUUACAUAGGUGGAGCAAAAGUAGAGAUCCUGCCAAGAGAAAAACUUCCUUUGGGUGUAUAUGGGGAUGAGAAAAUUGUUCAGAUUACUGGGGAAAUUAGUGCUGCCCGGAAGGCUCUGUUGGAAGUUACCUCAAGGAUUGGAAGUCACUUGUAUGGAGAAUUUCUCAAAAAUGAUGCAUUGGCAUGCUGUCCUUGGCCCGCAGAUGGUGCCAUGGAGUCAGAGGCCGGGCUAGACGGUUCAGCCUCAUAUUUUGAAUCCCAAGCUGGAAAUGAACCUGUUGAUUCAGCUCACCAAAAUGCAUUAACUGAUAAACCCACAGGGAAAACAAAGGAUGUGGUGCAGCCAAGCAUUGAACAAGCGAAUCGAAAAGAGGAGCCGCGCUCAGAUCAUCAGCCAUGCACAUCGAAUAGAAUCUCCAUGCCGAUAAUCGCAAGAAGUACUUUGGAAGUUGUUAUACCGGCUUAUGCAGCUCCGCUGGCAACAAAAUCGAGAAAUCUGACGUUGAUCAGUGAGAUAUCAGGGGCGGCAGUGAAACUAUUGGUGGAGGAGGAGGGCACAGAGGGGGAGGUGGGGGCAGCAGAUAAGAGAAUUCAGAUAUCAGGUACUCCAGAGCAAGCUGAGAGAGCUCAAAGUUUGCUUCAAGGGAUUAUAUUGAGUGCCGAGGAGGAGGAGGAGGAGGACUGAGGAGGAUGUGUAUUAGGGUAGCUCGACCACGACGGAGGAAAGUUGAAAGGCUUCAUUCUGUGGCUGGCUGAGUGAGCACUUUUUUACUCCAUUUGCAAUGUACUUUCAUUACAUUACAUAUAUCAUGUGUGAAUAUGUUUCAGUUUCCCUACGAAAUGGAAAUAGUUACCUUUACUAUACAAUAUGUAUUUGACAGUGGAUUAUUAUUUAUUGCCUACUUUUUAACAUAUUUG
Messenger RNA from Andrographis paniculata, 2569 nucleotides. Its product is annotated as RNA-binding KH domain-containing protein RCF3-like. The record is from RefSeq and is a predicted model, not a curated record. Gene Ontology annotation, cellular component: nucleus; cytoplasm. Bases 321 to 2336 code for a protein of 671 amino acids. The transcript has 8 exons. Lineage: Eukaryota; Viridiplantae; Streptophyta; Magnoliopsida; Lamiales; Acanthaceae. Gene Ontology annotation, molecular function: mRNA binding. Gene Ontology annotation, biological process: regulation of gene expression.